Messenger RNA from Naumovozyma dairenensis CBS 421, 1614 nucleotides. RefSeq names its product arginyltransferase (gene ATE1). The transcript has a single exon. Gene Ontology annotation, molecular function: arginyl-tRNA--protein transferase activity. The record is from RefSeq and is a predicted model, not a curated record. Bases 1 to 1614 code for a protein of 537 amino acids. Gene Ontology annotation, cellular component: cytoplasm. Gene Ontology annotation, biological process: protein arginylation. Lineage: Eukaryota; Fungi; Ascomycota; Saccharomycetes; Saccharomycetales; Saccharomycetaceae.
AUGGAUCCCGGUAUUUCAGACCGUUUAAUAAUAACGGCACCCAUGUACUUCAGUCAUCCUGCAGAGGAUUGUGGAUAUUGUAAAGGUGAAAAAAAAGACCCCAGGUAUUUUUUUGCACUCGAAUCAUUUUUUGAAAAGUACAGGACUGAUGUGUUGAAAGAUAAAUUACAAAUUGAACAUUCUAGUAUUGGAUUUCAAGCAAUGAAAAUGAAUGUGAGACAAUAUGAAAGGCUUUGUAAUUUGGGAUUUAGAAGAUCAGGAGAUUUCAUUUAUAGAACGGAGAUGUUACGUAAUUGUUGUAGAUUAUACACAAUUAGAACAUCUUUAAAACAGUUUAAAAUUACUAAAGAAUUCAAAUCUGCCAUUAAUAAAUUUACAAAACGUAUUACUACAACAGAACAACUUGAGAAGUUAAGAAAAAAAAGUGAAGCAAACAAAAAUAAACCUUAUGAUUUUAUUGAAAAAUUGAAUGAAGCAGAAAUGAUAUCUACAAACUUCCAAACUGUUUAUGAACCGGCCGUAUUUUCAGAAGAAAAAUAUCUCCUUUUUGCUAGAUAUCAAGAAGCCGUCCAUAAGGAUUUUGAUCAUAGUCCUAAGGGGUUUGAAAGGUUUCUUUGUCAUUGUCCAUUCACUAAUACUGGAACUGAGGAACAAUGGAAACAACUUAAUGAGGCAAGAAUACAUGAUAUUCGAAUUGCCUCACAAAAGGAAGUCAGUGGACCAGUCCACGAGUGCUACUAUUAUGAUGAUAAACUGAUUGCCUUAUCAGUUCUUGAUAUUUUACCAACUGGUAUUUCAUCUGUAUAUUUCAUUUGGGAUCCGGAUUAUAGAGAUUGGUCCCUAGGUAAAAUUAGUGCCUUAAGGGAAUUGGCGUUAGUUGAAAGGGAAAGUAAAAAAUAUUAUUAUUUAGGUUUGUACGCUGAUGAUUGUCCAAAAAUGAAUUACAAGGGGGCCUACGGUGGAGAAUUGUUAGAUAUUUGUAAUGGUAAGUUUGUACCGUUAGAGUUUUUGAAAGUUAACGGUAUGAUAUCUGAAAGCAAAUUUUUUACGAUAAAUGAUGAUAGUAUGCGAAAUGGUGAUAUAUAUAUUGAAGAUGAGAUUAACUUACCUUUUCCGAGUUGUGUGGAUAAGAGAGAGCCUUCUUUAAGAGCAGCAUUGCCGGAAAAUAUUGAAACUACUAAUACAAAGGAUUUUGAUAUCAAUAGAGCAGAGGUAGUAUAUGGGGUGGAUGGAUCUGCAUAUGGUGGAAUUGAAGAAUUAGUAAAGUUGUUUGCAGAACAGGAUAUUGAAUACACAAUAGAACCCUCGAAUGUCUUGAAUUUAGUACCGAAGGAUGAAUAUAUAGAACAGAGUGCUAGAUAUGCUUUAUUUCCCUCUGUCUCACCGGGAUUGAUGCCAUUGUGGCAAUUAAUGUAUUUUAUGGAACAUGAAGGCGGAAACCGUAUUGAUGGUGUGUUCGCUGAGUUGCUUGUCGUCGAGUUUUCCCCAUUUACUGGUAUUAGACGUUUAGAAAACAUCUUAGAUGAGAGUAAGCAAGUUAAGACAGCUGUGUGUAACUUAAUCAGAAUACUGGGUCCAUCAUUUGCAGCUGAGGUAUUGUUAGUAUGCCAGUAG